Hyaloscypha bicolor E is the source of this 1701-nucleotide messenger RNA. RefSeq lists its product as uncharacterized. Gene Ontology annotation, molecular function: protein binding. The transcript has 4 exons. NCBI's taxonomy places the organism in Eukaryota, Fungi, Ascomycota, Leotiomycetes, Helotiales, Hyaloscyphaceae. The coding region runs from base 1 to 1701 and encodes 566 amino acids. The record is from RefSeq and is a predicted model, not a curated record.
AUGAAAGAGCGCAGAGGAUACAAUAUCAAGAUUUGGAAAGACAACUUUCUAUUGGACCAGAACGAUUUCAGACAACGAAUCCCCUGCUCAGCUGAGAAUUCAUUGCCAAGGGCAGUGUGGCUGAGAAGUACAGUAGCGGGGGUCGAAAAUGCACAGCCUCCGUUCUUUUUGACAUCCUUCGAGUGCGACCAAAACACAAAACCCUCGCACUUCACCCUGAUCAUCCUGUUCCCCAUUUCCUUCUCUCACCAACAUCGAAAUCAACAGGGAGGAAAGCAUAGCUGCCAGACAAUAGGAAAGCUAAUAAUCAUGACCGGGCCCGCGACACCAGGGCAAGAAGGCCCCUCCUUCGCACCUCCCCCGUUACCUGAAGGCUGGAUCGCUCAGUGGGAUGGCAUGUCCAAGAAAUACUACUUCGUUCAGCUGUCGACGGGAGCAUCGCAAUGGGACACCCCUACACGCGCCGCCCCCACAGGCCCUACACCACAAGCUACUCCCCAGGGAGGGCUGGAACAUCCGUACGGCACGCCUGAUCAGCAGCUAGACAUUAUUACGAAUCCCGAUGGUAGCCAGAGCAUCAGGAAUCCUGAUGGGUCAUUGGAACCGUACACAACGGAUCGAAGUCUCUCGGGCAAUAUUGGGCAAUUUGCCAUGAACCAGCUCUUGGGUGGAGGAAAGAAACCGAAUCAAGGUGGCGGAGGACUGGGUGCAUUAGCAGGUCAGUUCCUGGGUGGUGGUUCGAGCCACAACCAAAAUACACAUUCGAGUGGUGGUGGCAUUGCGGGUGCUUUGGCUGGCCAGCUUCUGGGUGGCGGGAAGAAACCAGAGCAGCAACAGAGUUAUUCUGGAGGCCAGAGCAAUCAACAGAGUCAUGGCUCGGGUAUGAUGGGCACUUUGGGCGGAAUGUUUGGCGGGCAUUCAAGCUCUACGCAGGGAACCUCUUAUGGAUAUUCUUCUCAUGGAGAGCAACAGGGUGGAUACUCUGGAUCGGCACCCCCAACCUCUUAUCAACCCAGCGGAACGGCUCAUACACAAUACAACCCUCCCCCGCUAAACCAAUAUGCCCAGGGUGUAAAUCAGUCUCAGUCUCAGUCUCAAUCAUACAACCAACCUUCCCAACCAUCCUACGGGCAGAACAAACCUCAAUCUCAAUCAUACAGCUCUCCACAACCUCCUUACGGAGCACCCCUAAACUCACAACCAGCUUAUGGCACACCUUCAAAUGCCCAACAACCACCAUACGGAGGUGCCCAACACCAAGACACUUAUGGCCAGCAAUCUCAGCCGUACUCAAGCCCCUCUAGCCAGCAACCGCCUUAUGGUGCUCCCCCAAACAGCCAACAGCCACCUUACGGCGGACCCCCAACCAACCAACAACCUCCUUUUGGAGGUGUUCAACAUCAGGAUACCUACGGAGGCCACCAAGGGACCCCGUCCUUGCAGCAAUAUCCGCCACCUCCAAAUCAUCAAGGAGGUUCAGGAUAUGGUGGCUCCGCCCCUCCUUCAGGCAACCUUUCACAGCCGCAACAUCAGCACUUUCAAAGAUUGCACAAUGCUGAGCACUCAGGUGGUUUGUAUGGCAACAACGGCGGCGCUCCUACUGUCCCCUCCGGCUCCCAUCCGUACCAAGGCCAGAAUGCACCUCAACCACCUCAAUAUGGUGCACCUCCAAACCAAUACGGAGGACAACAAAGAUGGUAA